AUGAACUUUAGAUUUGAUCCUGCUAGCAUGAAUAUAAUUCCUCUAUGGGUUAAAUUUCCUAGACUCCCUGUUGGAUAUUGGUCUGUAGAAGCUCUUAGUAAGUUGGCUAGUGUGGUUGGAAGACCCCUCUACACGGAUAAAUAUACAACAAAUUUGGAGAAGGUGUCCUAUGCUCGUAUACUUGUUGAAACUGAUAUCUCGAAACCCCUACCUGAAUUUGUUGAAAUUGAUACACCUGAGGAAACCAUACACCAGAUUAUUGACUAUGACUGGAGGCCAAAAUUUUGUAUUGACUGUAUAAGAAUUGGGCAUGAAAAGACCAACUGCUGGAAGAAUAAGCCAACUCCACCUGUUCAAGAGGUUGUAGGGGAACCUCCAAAGGAAAAGAAGAGAACUAGGAACAGACGAAGGAAAAUGAGGCAAGAAUGGCAACCAAUUACGGAUCUUGCUGAAGCUACAAAUGAGAUAGCUCCUGUCGAUCUGGCUGCAGUAACAACUGGAACUAUCCCUGCUGAUGCUCCUGUUGUGGAAAAUGAAUUCAUAAAUGAUGGUGCUACACAUACAUCUGUUGAGAAGAACUCUCAGUUGGAGAUUUCCUCUAGAGAACCAGUAGCAACUCUUACACAAAGACAUAGAAAGCAACAGAUAUCAACCAACAUAAUGCAGUACCUAGUUCCAACAGAUUUCAAGCACUGGAUGAGACUAAUUCUUCUGGGGAUAUCUAAGGAGUUGAGACUCUUUCUGGCAAGGAAUAAAGUGGACUUCAUUGGCUGCUUGGAAACAAGAGUAAAGGAGCAUAAAUCAAAGAAAAUCUUACAAAAAAUAGCAAGAGGUUGGUCACACUGUUUUAAUUAUCCACUAGCAACAAAUGGCAGAGUUUGGUUACUAUGGAGAGAUCACAUCAAAGUCCAAGUUUUGGACAUAAAAGAACAAUACAUUCACUGCUAUGUUGAAGAACCUUCCACAAAAUUUUCUACCUUCUUAACAGUUGUGUAUGCUAGGAAUCAAUUGAAUCUUAGAGAGCUGCUAUGGACUGAACUGAGCCAGUUAGGACAAUUGCAAGGUCCUUGGCUACUCUGUGGGGAUUUCAACAAUAUUUUGUCAACUGAAGAUAAGAUUGGGCUGCCUGUUUGUCAAAAUGAGAUUCAGGGACUUAGAGACAGGCUAGACACUAUGCAGCUGACACCUCUAAGAUCAAGGGGACGGCACUUCACUUGGUGCAACAAACAACAGUCCAGUAACAGGGUCUAUAAUCACUCUCCUAUUCUCAUCCAAAGCUAUAAGCAAGUGACACUUCACCCAAAACCAUUCAGAUUGUUUACUAAUAUACUAGGGCAUACUGAAUUUCCACAGCUACUAGAGGAUGUAUGGCAACAAGUUGAAACUGGUCCUCCUAUACAGAGAAUAUGGAGAAAACUGAAGAAUAUGAAGAACAAACUAAAGGACUUAAAUAAGUACAUGGCUUCUUAUGAGCAGAAAUUGAAUCAUGCUAGACAAGCCCUUGAAAUGAUACAGGCUAAACUAUGCUUACAACCUUUAGACCAACAAUUGCUGGAACAUGAGAAGGGUAUUUUGCCUGAUGUAGAGAAAUGGAGCACUGUAGAUGAACAAGUUUUAAGACAGAAAUCUAGAGCAUGCUGGAUUGACUGUGGAGACUCAAAUUCUAAGUUCUUUCAUGCUCAAUGGAAAAUCAGAAACAACAGGAAUGCAAUCUCAUCUGUCUACACUGAGACUGGGAUUAAACUUACUGAUCCAUUACUAGUUGAAGAAGAAUUUACAGCUUUUUUCACCAGCCUUAUGGGGCAGAGUGCAUAG
Molecule: messenger RNA, 1815 nt
Organism: Lycium barbarum (goji berry)
Lineage: Eukaryota; Viridiplantae; Streptophyta; Magnoliopsida; Solanales; Solanaceae
Exons: 3
Coding region: 1-1815 (604 amino acids)
Source: RefSeq, a predicted model, not a curated record